GGUGAGGCUAAACCGGGAGACAGGCCGAGCUGGGGCAGCUCUCCAGCCCCACCUCUAGUACCUAAUUCUCCCCCACCUUAUGUCUACUUCGUAACCUCCAUCCCGGAGCUUCAUUCAGAUAUAACGUUCCCAUCCAUCCAAAACUAACUAUCAAUAAACGCCCCCAGCCCUUCUCGACCUCUCUGCUUGAACCAUUUAUUAACGCAUAUCCGAAUUGGGGCACGCGUAACUUAUAGGGUUCUAUCUCAAGUCUUCGAUCAGACAUUGACAACUUAUGCUCUGAAGCCUGGCGAGCACCGAACAUCGACCAUGGCGAGCCCCAAGAUCAACGAGCUCCUUGCCGCCGCCAAGGCGGCCGACGACCAAGCUGCCGCCUACGACUCGCUGCUCGAGAACCUCAAGUCUCACUCGACGCCCACCACCGUCGAAGCUGACAUGAAGGCCAUCGCAAGCUCCAUUUUCACCAACGACCUGCGCGUCGUGGCCCUGCGGAGCGUGCUGGAGCGCUUCAUCGCCGUGCUCGGGGCCUUCAACAACGCCGACCUGUCGGUCUCCGUAGGUCAGCACACGCUCGACAUCAUCGCGGCGCAGCCAUCAGCUACAUUCCUAGACCAAGUGGCGUCGCUCCGCGCUCUGAUGGCAGACGCACACGAGAGCAACGAGGACUUCCUCGAGGCGGCCAAGACGCUCUCGGAGAUCCCGCUCGACGCCGCGCAGCGCAAGGUGACGGACGAGGAGCGCGCUGCCAUCUGGGUGCGCAUCGUGCGCAACUACCUCGAGGUCGACGACACGACCUCGGCCGAGACGUACCUGAACAAGCUCAAGAUCAUCAUCUUCGUCGUCUCGGAUCCAGCACUCAACUUGCACUUCCGCCUCUCCCAGGCCCGCAUCAACGAUGCCAAGAGAGAGUUUCUGAGCGCCAGCUCCGCGUACCACGACAUCAGCCUAUUCCCUUCCGUCUCCGAGGACGAGCGUCUGCACACCCUUGCCAUGGCCGCGCGCUGUGCCAUCCUCGCUCCCGCCGGCCCCUUGCGCAGCCGUGCCCUCGCCCGCUUGUAUAAGGAUGAGCGCGCCGUCAACCUCGACGAGUUCGGGAUGCUCGAGAAGAUGUUUCUAGACCGCCUUCUGGCGCCCGCCGAAGUUGAGAAGUUCGCCCAGGGUCUCGCCCCGCACCAACUGGCCACGACGUCCGACGGAUCGACAGUUCUCGCCAAAGCCGUGGUAGAGCACAACCUCCUCGGUGCCUCGCGGCUUUACAGCAACAUCGGCUUCGAGGAGCUAGGUGUGCUCUUGGGUCUCGACGCGUCCCGAGCCGAAGACACCACGGCCAAGAUGAUCGAGCAGGGCCGUCUAGUAGGCCGCAUCGACCAGAUCGAGCAGAUCAUCUGGUUCGAGCGCGGCGAGGCGUCGGGAGAGAAAGGCAGCGGCCGCGCCGAAGUCACCGUGGGCAAGGAGAUGCGGCACUGGGACGCCAACGUGCAGGGCCUGGCCGAGGAAGUCGAGAACGUCACGAAUGCCCUCCAACGAGAGUUCCCCGAGUUCGUCGCUGCUACGUUGGUGACAUAAACCAGCCAGAACAGGAAGAUGAAAAUGAAUGAAAGAAAUGGAAAAGAAAAUUUUUAGUCGCGAAUGGCAUAACGAUGAAUGGUAAAUGGCAUGACGGAUAUGAACCCAAAGUGGCGUUUUUCUUGCUGGGCAUGGUCAGGCAUAGACUAGGCUCGCGACUGGUCUGACCAACUAUAGAGGGAAAAAAGACCAUACUACGUUUCGGAUUGGUAAUAACAGAACU
This is a messenger RNA of Xylaria bambusicola, 1789 nucleotides long. RefSeq lists its product as uncharacterized. Gene Ontology annotation, cellular component: COP9 signalosome; cytosol. The record is from RefSeq and is a predicted model, not a curated record. The transcript has a single exon. NCBI's taxonomy places the organism in Eukaryota, Fungi, Ascomycota, Sordariomycetes, Xylariales, Xylariaceae. Bases 310 to 1566 code for a protein of 418 amino acids.